ACACAAUUCAGCAAACCCUAAUCCAAUGGCUCCUCCUACCCUCCUCGCCCCCCCUAGUCUCCGCGAUCCUACCCCGCCACCAGCGGCUGCCGCCCCCACAGCCCCCACCGCCCCCACCGCUGACCCAUUCGUGGGCCUGAUGGUGGCCAACUUCAACAAAAUCGGUGACAGACCACCGAUAAACACUCCCAUGGGGUUCACCGAAAACGCUUCUCCGACGUUUCUGGCGUCCGGUAACCCAUGUGUCGACUUCUUUUUCCAUAUAGUGCCCAAUACUCCGGCCGAAUCGCUCACCCAGAGGCUGCAGCUGGCGUGGGCUCACAACGACUUGACCACCCUCAAGUUGGUCUGUAAUCUCCGCGGCGUGCGAGGGACUGGGAAAUCCGACAAAGAAGGGUUUUACACGGCUGCUUUCUGGCUACACGAGAACCACCCUAAAACCUUCGCCUGCAACGUGGAUUCGUUCGCGAAUUUUGGCUACUUCAAGGACUUACCGGAAAUUCUUUACCGGCUUCUGGAAGGAUCCGAUGUGAGGAAGAUACAGAAGGCGAAGUGGGAACAAAGAAAACUUGAAGAGGGUAAACUGAGAGGAUGGAGAGGUUGUGGGUUGAAUCUUGAGCACCCAAUGUUGUUCGGUCAUGGCAAUUUGCAGAGAAAGAACAAGGAGAAAGUUAGGAGAGUUGAGCCUAAGGUUCCUAAAAAGGUGAGAAUCUUGAAUGCUACGGAGAAGAACAGGAUCGGGAAGGAGAAGGCGACUGCCCUAAGAAAAGAAAAGAAGGCUUCCAUGGCAAAGAAGGUGAUUGAAAGAUACACCAGGGACCCAGAUUUUCGAUUCUUGCAUGAGCGGGUCUCGGAUCUUUUUGCCCAAUGUCUCAAGGCCGAUAUGCAACAUCUCAACUCCGGUCAAAUCAGGAAGGUGGGUCUCGCCGCUAAAUGGUGUCCGUCCCUCUAUUCCUCUUUUGAUCGGUCUACUCUGCUUUGUGAGAGUAUUGCAAGGAAGGUGUUCCCUCGUGAGAACAACCCCGAAUAUGAAGGCGUCCAGGAAGAGCAUUACGUUUACACGGUGCGUGAUCGGUUGAGGAAGGAGGUGUUGGUUCCGCUGCGGAAGGUCCUGGAGUUACCGGAGGUGUAUAUCGGUGCGAACCGGUGGGACGCAAUUCCGUAUAAUAGAGUAGCCUCUGUAGCCAUGAAGCUUCACAAGGAGAAGUUUUUGAAGCAUGAUCCUGAACGUUUCAAGAAGUACUUGGAGGAUGUCAAAGCCGGAAAGAAGAAGAUCACUGCCGGUGCAUUGCUUCCUCAUGAGAUAAUAGGAGCGCUGAAUAAUGCCGACAGUGGAGAAGUUGCAGAGCUCCAAUGGAAGAGAAUGGUGGAUGAUUUGCUUAAAAAGGGGAAACUUACAAAUUGUAUGGCUAUUUGCGACGUGUCUGGUAGCAUGACGGGUGACCCCAUGGAGGUUUCCGUUGCAUUGGGUGUUCUUGUGUCGGAAUUGAGCUCAGAACCAUGGAAAGGGAAGCUCAUUACAUUCAGUGCAAGUCCCCAACUCCAAACUGUGCAAGGGAAAGAUCUUAAGGCGAAGACUAGCUUCGUGAGAAGAAUGGAAUGGGGAAUGAACACCAAUUUCCAACGGGUGUUCGAUCUCAUCCUCGACGUAGCAGCCAGUGGGAACUUGAAACCGGAGCAGAUGAUUAAGAGACUGUUCGUAUUCAGCGACAUGGAAUUUGAUCAAGCGUCGAGAAACCCAUGGGAAACUGAUUAUCGAGUCAUUGUGAGGAAAUUCACCGAGAAAGGGUAUGGAGCUGCGAUCCCGCAGAUUGUGUUUUGGAACUUGAGAGACUCGAGGGCCACUCCGGUGACUGCAACUCAAAAUGGGGUGGCAAUGGUUAGUGGGUUCUCUAAGAACUUGCUCAAGGUCUUCUUGGAUAACGAUGGGGAGAUAAAUCCUGAAUCUAUCAUGCAGGAAGCCAUCUCGGGUGAAGAGUAUCAAAAACUAGUAGUGAUUGAUUGAUGAUCAAUGUACAGAUUUUGAAAAAUAAAAAUGACGUUCACCUCUCUUUUAUCAUUUUCAAUUCAAUGCACAUUUCUAUAUUCUAUCCUUCAGGAAUUUUCUAGCGUUCAUUGAGCAAUCUGCCAAACAAUUUCUAUCAUAAUAUCCCUUCUAUUCCUCCAUGUUUUAUGCUUUAAUUUUUUGUUUGGUUAUCUUAGAUUAGUUCUUAAAUGUACUAUUGCUAGUCUUUUAUAGUGCAUUAUGGCAGUAAAAGAAACAUUUCAUA
Messenger RNA from Rubroshorea leprosula, 2270 nucleotides. Lineage: Eukaryota; Viridiplantae; Streptophyta; Magnoliopsida; Malvales; Dipterocarpaceae. The record is from the annotation of a GenBank genome assembly.